Molecule: messenger RNA, 2764 nt
Organism: Leucoraja erinaceus (little skate)
Lineage: Eukaryota; Metazoa; Chordata; Chondrichthyes; Rajiformes; Rajidae
Gene: dpy19l1l
Product: dpy-19-like 1, like (H. sapiens)
Exons: 23
Coding region: 16-2556 (846 amino acids)
Cellular component (GO): nuclear inner membrane
Molecular function (GO): mannosyltransferase activity
Source: RefSeq, a predicted model, not a curated record
GUUGGUUGCUAGGGGAUGAGUUGCCAGGCUGCGAUCCUCGCUUUGAACGCUGGGCGUGCGUGUUGGGAGUCUGGAGGUUUCGCGCUCACGGCUCCGUGUCUCCUCUUGGCUGCGUCGCGCCCUCCUAGCCUGCGAUGUUGCCGUGGUGACGGUGGCUGUUUCGUGCGCGGGAGGAGAGCGCAGGGCCGGCCUCGCCGCCACGCACAGCCCGAGGCCUCGGCCUGGCCCGCGAUGGCGAUGAAGAUCCGCAGCAACACCAGGAACAGCCGAGGGACGGCGGAGGAGCGGCAGCGCUGCCCGCCUGCUAGCACCAGGGCCUUGCAGAAGGGGACCAGCCCGCGCCGGGAUAGGCGCAAGGAGUGCACCCCGCCCAAGGCCAAGCCCGGGGUUUUGGGGGCUUCUGGCAAGUGGGUGUCCGGCAUUGGGGGGCAUCUCUGCCUCGACGAGUCGGCGCUCAGUAGCCUGGGGACCACCAUCCUGCUCGCAAUCAUUGCGGGAAUUUUGCAUUGGUACCAUAUAGCUAGUCUCUUUGAAAAUAAUCGACAUUUCUCUCACCUUUCAACAUUAGAACGUGAAAUGGCCUUUCGUACUGAAAUGGGCUUGUAUUAUUCAUUCUUUAAAACCAUUAUUGAGGCACCCUCAUAUAAUGAAGGCUUAACUUGCAUAAUGAACGAUCGCUUGACUGAAUAUCCUUUGGUUAUCAACACCUUGAAGCGGUUCAACCUUUAUCCAGAGGUAGUGCUGUCUAGCUGGUACCGCAUUUACCUUGCCGUUGCAGAUUUUCUUGGCAUUUCGACCAAAAUUUGUUGGCGUGUGGACCGAGGUCAUGGCUUCACUCCUGUGGAUAGCUGCGAAGGAAUGGGAGACCCUGCCCAUUUUUAUGUCACGUUUGUUUUUUUGCUAAAUGGGUUUAUGAUGUCACUAUUUUUCAUUUAUGGAACAUACUUGAGUAGGAGCAGGCUUGGUGGCGUGAUCACUGUUGCUUGCUUUUUUUUCAAUCAUGGUGAGUGCACAAGAGUCAUGUGGACCCCUCCUCUCCGUGAGAGCUUCUCUUACCCCUUCCUAAUUUUGCAGAUGCUGCUUUUAACCCGCAUACUAAGAAGCCACUCAGUAGAGAAGAAGACAUUGGCUGCAUUUUGUAUUGCAAAUAUCUUUUUCCUGCUUCCAUGGCAGUUUGCUCAGUUUGUGCUGCUCACACAGGUCGCAUCACUGUUUGCAACGUAUGUUUUGGGUUUUAUUGAUGCCCGUAAGCUGCUGAACAUUAUAUAUGCUCACAUGAUUUCCCUAGUGGUUUGCUUUAUGCUGAUGUUUGGAAAUGCCAUGCUGUUAAGCUCCUAUUAUGCUGCCUCUCUGGCUGUUGUUUACGGAAUGGUUACCUUCAAAUCAAAUAUUUCACAAUGUUGGCCACGGAAUGUUCUGGGUUCAUGGACAGUUAAAGGAUUCACCUGGAUUGCUGGAACCAUAAUCCUGAAAUUUGUGGCUUCUAAAUUAUUAGGAGUUACAGAUGAUGCACACAUAAGUAAUCUACUAAAAUCUAAGUUUACCAACUACAAAGACUUUGACACCUUGAUGUAUACGUGUGCUGUGGAGUUUGAUUUCAUGGAGUUAGAGACUCCCUUGAGAUAUACAAAAACUCUGCUCCUCCCGGUGACUGUCUGCGUUUUUGCAGUUAUUGUUGCAAAGGUGGAUAGGAUGGGAUCUCAAAACUCACCCUCCACCGUACAACACGUUCAUUGUACUCCCAUCCUAAGAUUGCCUGACCGAUUCUGCAAAACUCGAAUAGAGACUUUGAAGGAGCUGGUCUGUUUGUUAAAAGAAAGAAAUUCGCAAAACAUAGAGUGGAAGACUUCAGUUCAUGGAGAGAUGGUCUAUCACGUUUUCCAAUUGUUGGCGUUUGUCCUACUGGGUGUUCUCAUCAUGAGGCUCAAACUUUUCCUCACACCUCACAUGUGUCUCAUGGCGUCUCUGAUUUCUUCCAGACAGUUUUUUUGGUGGAUCAAGAAUAAAUCCCAUCACCGGAUAUUUGUGUGUGUGAUGCUGGCGGCGAUGGCUUUGCAGGGAGCCUUCAACCUGAGGGAGCAGUGGAGCAUCAUUGGAGAGUUCAGCAACUUCCCCCAGGAGGAGUUAUUGGAGUGGAUUAAAGAAAACACCAGGACGGAUGCUGUGUUUGCUGGAGCCAUGCCCACAAUGGCAAGCAUCAAAUUAUCAACAGGGCGUGCUAUCGUAAACCACCCGCACUAUGAAGAUGCAGGUUUGAGGGCAAGAACAAAACUGGUGUACGCGAUGUACAGUCGGAAGUCGGCAGAGGAGGUGAAGAAGGCUGGGCUCCUUAGCCUGGGAGUAGACUACUUUAUUUUUGAAGAGUCCUGGUGUUUGAGGAAAACGAGAGAGGGCUGCAGUAUGCCAGAAAUUUGGGAUGUGGAAGAUGCAGAGAAUGCAAUGAAAACACCUUUGUGCUCAGUGAUUUCCAAAUCACCGGCUCCACACUUCACUCCUGUGUUUCACAAUGAUGUUUACAAAAUCUUAAAGAUGAAGAAAAGUCUCAGCUGGACAUAAAAGUCAGUGGAUGGACAGGUGUGGUUAAACAUUUCUGUGCUGAUAAGGUCGCCCAAAUUUCUUGUAUAUGGCAACUGGAGGUGUGAAUGAAGCUGAAAUCAAAUGUAGAAAUAUGAUCUUUGUAAUUGUUCCUUUAUAAGCAGUAUUUUCAUGUCUUUAUGGAGUUAAUGCAUAUGUGAUUAUUUUCAAUAAAGAUUUUGUGAGUAAA